UGCUAAGAAUUUGGGUGUAGGUUUUGCACAUUAAUAUGUAACGAAUAAAUCUCAUAUUGCGCAGGAUAUUAAAUUAAAUCGCUUCAGUUGGCUCGUUACCCUCUGUCGCUUUUUAUAUAAAUAAAACAACUCAAAAUUAAAUCAAAGUAAGAAAAAAAAAGGUGGUAAAAUCAUUCGGUAAUACUGAAAUAACACUAAAACUGGUGAACGUAGGUUAAUUUUCAUUAUUUAAAUUGCCAUUAGUGAAUCUAGAAAUUAAAAACACGUCUUUGAGUUUACUAUUUGUUCGGCAACCUUAGGGCAUAGAAUAGGUUGAAAAGCGAGUUCCAGCUGUGGCGCGUAGUUGUUUCUCGUUACGUCUCCCCCCACUCCAUUGGCGUUCUAACCUUAAUAUUCUGUGGCGUUUACCUUUUUGUUGGGCUCGUGCGAUAUUUCGGUUUUGCUGCUUUCUCAUGGUAUGACGGAAUGACUUCGAUCAUAAAACUCCAAACCCUAUCGGGGGCGAUGGAUGAAUCGCCUCCCUCGUAUCUGCUCCAAAUAGACGACGUAAAGAUUCUUUUAGAUUGUGGAUGGGAUGAAAAGUUUAACAUGGAAUACAUAAAGGAAAUUCGAAGACACGUUCAUCAGAUCGACGCGGUUCUGCUAUCCUAUCCGGACAUCAUGCAUUUAGGGUCGUUGCCCUAUUUGGUAGGAAAGUUGAAUUUAAAUUGCCCCAUAUAUUCCACAAUUCCAAUAUACAAGAUGGGUCAAAUGUUCAUGUACGAUUUGUACCAGUCUCAGUACAACAUGAAGGAAUUCGGACUAUUUAACUUGGACGAUGUUGACGCCACUUUUGAGAGAAUCAUACAAUUAAAAUAUAACCAAAAUGUGCCGCUCAAGGGUAAAGGUUAUGGUUUGACCAUAACGCCCUUGCCCGCGGGGCACAUGAUCGGGGGCACCAUAUGGAAAAUAAUGAAAUCGGGCGAGGAAGAUAUUAUCUACGCGAACUCGUUUAAUCACAAAAAAGAACGGCAUCUGAAUGGCUGUGAACUCGAAAAACUCCAGAGACCGUCUUUGCUCAUAGUCGAUGCGUUCAAUGCCACUUACCAGCAGGCCCGACGCAGGACCAGAGACGAAAAGUUGAUGACGAACAUUUUGCAGACGUUAAGGAAUAGUGGCAACGUUCUCAUAGCGGUGGACACGGCCGGGCGUGUUUUGGAGCUCGCCCACAUGCUGGAUCAGCUGUGGAGGAACAAGGAAUCGGGACUGCUCGCUUACUCGCUGGCGUUGCUCAGCAACGUCGCCUAUAAUGUGGUGGAGUUCGCAAAAUCCCAAAUAGAGUGGAUGAGCGAUAAGCUGAUGAGGAGCUUCGAGGGGGCCCGCAAUAACCCAUUCCAAUUCAAACAUCUGCACAUUUGCCAUAGCCUGCACGAGCUAAAUAAAGUGCCCAGUCCGAAAGUGGUUUUGGCCAGCACCCCCGACAUGGAAAGCGGCUUCUCUAGGGAGUUGUUUCUCCAGUGGUGUUCCAAUCCGAACAAUAGCGUGAUCCUCACCACGAGAACGUCCCCCGGCACCUUGGCCAGGGAUCUUAUUGAAAACGGAGGCGGUAGGACGAUAGAUAUAACAGUGGAGCGAAGGGUCAAGCUGGAGGGGGCGGAACUGGAGGAAUUCGAGCGCCAGCAGAGGCACAAACACGAGACGGAACUGAAAGAGGAGGACGAUUCCGAUUCGGACAGCGAUAUAGAAAUGUCAGUCAUAUCGAAAGGGCGGCACGAUAUAGUGAUCAAGCAGGAGGGUAAAAUAUCGGGCGGGUUUUUCAAAGUCACCAAGAAACAGUAUCCCAUGUACCCGUUCCGGGAGGAAAAGAUAAAGUGCGACGAUUACGGGGAAAUAGUGAAAAUCGAGGAUUACAAGUUGGCGGACGUGGCGAUGGAGGGAGAGGACAACAAAGAGAACGUCGUGAUCAAACAGGAGGACGACGAAGACAUCGAGGAGAUCACCGAGGUGCCAUCGAAGUGCAUAAUGCUUCCCAGGACGAUUCAAGUGAACUGUCAGGUUCAGUAUAUCGAUUUCGAGGGCAGGUCGGACGGGGAGUCGUUGAAGAAAAUUCUGUCCCAGCUGCGGCCGAGGCGCGUGAUCGUGGUGCACGGCACCCCCGAGGAUACCGAGAUCAUCAAGAAUCACUGCGAGGAAAACAUCAACGCGAGGACGUUCGCCCCGCGGAAAGGGGACGUCGUGGACGCUACCAGCGAGACCCACAUUUACCAAGUGCGACUGACGGACGCUCUCGUGUCGCAACUGCAGUUCAAGAAGGCCAAAGACGCGGAAGUGGCUUACGUGAGUGCGCAAAUAAUGCUCAGAGAGACCCAGGCGGACGCGAAACGAUUGGAUGCCGAUAACGAGCCCAUGGAAGAGGAGGACGACGAAACGAGGAUAUUAACGUUGGAACCGUUACCGGACACCAAGCUCCACGAACCCGCGUUCGUCAACGAACUGAAGCUGUCGGAGUUUAAGCAGACGCUGGCGAAAGCGAAUCUUCCUUCCGAGUUUUCCGGAGGUGUUUUGUGGUGCUGCAAUGGGACGAUAGCGGUCAGAAAAGCUGACGAGGGGAAGAUCGUUUUGGAGGGUUGCAUUUCCGAGGACUAUUACAAACUAAAGGACCUGUUGUACGAGCAGUUUGCAAUAUUGUAAAGUUGUGCCCUUACCUGGUCUCGAUUUUUAAGCGAAACGUUUUUUUUAUAAAUAAAUUAUUUUAUUUAUGAUCCGAUAAAACAUUGUACAUUUGAAUAAGGCUAAUCUAGCGCCGGACUAAGUUUAUCAGCAAGUUUCUAUAUAUAUCUAAUGUCGGCCGCGCCUUAAACUCUCACAGUUUCUUCUUCUUCUUGUCAAUAUUUUGGCUUUGCAACUAGUCAGUCUGCCAGCUCAUUAGGGGAGUCCUCAGCUUGACGAGCCGCGCUCCUGGGAAUUCCUAUCUACUUUUACCCUCUGAUAUUGUAUUUUAUUUACUUUACUCUAUAAAGAGUAAAUUAACUCCCACAGUUAAAAAUAUGUCAGUUAUAAAAGAUUCUUCUUAAAUUCCUUGGCCUUUGUCUCGAACCAUUAAACAAGAUUAGUUGAAUGAGAUAAAAGUGUUGUGAAUUUAGGUGCGAAAUACACUGAGGCUACUAAAAUUAAAACUAUUUAUGUGUUGACUAAAAUCGAGAUUAUUCAGUAUUCGUCAAGAGCUUGUCCCAAUUCUAAGCUACUAUUGUCGCCAUUGAAAUUUCAACCCUGAAUUUUUGUUCAUUUUUAGAUUUUUGCAAAAGUUAAGUGUAUAAUUGUCGAUUGUUGCGAAAAAGAAACGAUUGAAGAAUUUUGAGUUAAAACCCGACGACAUAGUUUGACAUUGGAGAAAACUGUUUGCACUUUACUUUUUGUGGUCAAUUAAAAUUCUUCCUAUUUGAAAUACUUUCGUCUAAAACAAGAUAUCAUGGUAUCACUUAUUAUAAAUCAAUCAUAAAUCCUAUUGAAGUUUGUAACAUGUAUACGAAUAUUCCGAAGAAUUUUCAUCAAGUGGUAAUGUAGAUAUUAUAGAAAAAACAUCGACAACCUUGUAUCUCAAAAGUUAAGACGGUUACCACAUAUCAGUUUUUCUUUUAAAAAUAUUUCCAUUCUAUUAGAAAAUACCAUUUACAGGGGUUAAGUCGAAAAAAUUUUUUUCUGUGUCUUUUUUUUUUGGCAUUUUGGUUUUAUAUUAUUAUACUGUUCAUUCUGGUAAUUAAAAUAGUAGUAGUAGCUUGACUGACAUUUGGAACGUUUUUUUAUAUGUGACAAUGUCCAGUGUAAACAUUGUUUAUGUUGGAAGAAUAAAAUAAAAUAAUCAAAAAUAAGACUUUUUUCGUUUUUGUAAACAUAAAUCAUUUUAUUAAUUAAUUAAUUACCUUAAACUUUUUUGUUGAAAACUCCCUAUAGCGAAAUUCUGUAUAACGUAAAACUCUGUAUUACAAACAAAGUUUGUUGUUCUAUUUUGUCUUCAUACAAAGUUAUGUAUUAAUCCACUCUGUA
Messenger RNA from Cylas formicarius (sweet potato weevil), 4023 nucleotides. It is a transcript of the gene CPSF2, whose product is annotated as probable cleavage and polyadenylation specificity factor subunit 2. Gene Ontology annotation, molecular function: RNA binding. The record is from RefSeq and is a predicted model, not a curated record. Bases 466 to 2670 code for a protein of 734 amino acids. Lineage: Eukaryota; Metazoa; Arthropoda; Insecta; Coleoptera; Brentidae. Gene Ontology annotation, biological process: mRNA 3'-end processing by stem-loop binding and cleavage. The transcript has a single exon. Gene Ontology annotation, cellular component: mRNA cleavage and polyadenylation specificity factor complex.